This is a messenger RNA of Uncinocarpus reesii 1704, 1092 nucleotides long. RefSeq lists its product as uncharacterized. Gene Ontology annotation, molecular function: Atg8-family ligase activity. Lineage: Eukaryota; Fungi; Ascomycota; Eurotiomycetes; Onygenales; Onygenaceae. Gene Ontology annotation, cellular component: cytoplasmic ubiquitin ligase complex; cytosol. The record is from RefSeq and is a predicted model, not a curated record. Gene Ontology annotation, biological process: autophagosome assembly; nucleophagy; autophagy of mitochondrion. The transcript is spliced from 2 exons. Bases 1 to 1092 code for a protein of 363 amino acids.
AUGAAUUACAUCCGUACCUGGCGCGACAAACUCGCGCCCAUCUCCCACACCUCCACGUUCCGCUCCACCGGCCAAAUAACACCGGAAGAAUUCGUGCUCGCAGGAGAUUAUCUCGUAUACAAAUUCCCCACAUGGUCAUGGGCCGACGCUCCAGCCGCCAAACGAGUUUCCUACCUUCCAGAGGGAAAGCAGUAUCUAGUUACACGGGGCGUUCCAUGUCAUCGGCGGCUGGAUGAGAAUUUUGCCGGUGAUGCGGGAAAGGAAGAUUUUAUGGUCAAGGAUGGAUUUGGGUCUGGGGAAGGGAAAGGGGGCGAUGACGAUGAUGGGUGGUUGAAUACCGGUGGGGCCGGGGUUGGUGCUGGAGCGGGCGUUGAGUCGAAAAUAGGGGAUGUGCGGACGGUGGAUGAGGCGGGGAAUGUGGGUGAGAAAGAGGAAGAGGAAGAGGAGGAAGAGAUCCCGGAUAUGGAGGACGAAGAAGACGACGAGGAAGCCAUUAUCAGAGAACCGCUCGGAAAGUCAACCAAGGCCCCACUACGGACCUAUACCCUCUACAUAGCUUAUACUCCCUACUAUCGAACCCCGCGCCUUUAUCUAUCGGGCUACCUUUCGCCAUCCGAACCGCUCCCACCCCAGCUUAUGAUGGAAGAUAUCGUGGGAGACUAUAAAGACAAGACCGUGACUCUCGAGGACUUUCCCUUUUUCGACGGGGGUAUCAAAAUGGCCAGCGUCCACCCUUGCAGACACGCCAGCGUCAUGAAAAUCCUCCUCGAUCGCGCCGACGCUGCCCUAAAGAUUCGCAGACAGAAGCUCAAACGCGCCAACGCGACGGGCGAGCAGGCAAAGAUAGAAAGCGGGCUGGAGGGACUGGUAGACGACACUGCGCGGCUAAGUGUAUCUGGGGGGAACAGCCAAGCCGCAUCUACCGCUGGAAACGCGGGUGACGAGUGGGAAGUUUUGCAGCAUGAAGGAAGCGAAGAGGAUGAAGAAGAUCCGCAGGUGGCUAUCCGCGUUGAUCAAUAUUUGGUUGUAUUCUUGAAGUUCAUUGCGAGUGUCACACCUGGGAUUGAACACGAUUUUACAAUGGGUGUUUAA